GGUACAGAUCGUAAAUGCUCAAAGAUUGAACUCGAUGAUAAGAUGAUACACCACCUAGCUAGCCUGGGAUAUUUAAGGGUAUUUAACAGCUGUUGUUACGUUUAUCCUGCUGUUUUCCAGCACGCAACGCAAGUUUUUUUAAUAUGAUUAUUAGCAAGAAAACGUUACGUCCCACCGCUAUUCGUUUCUUUUUGCUAGCCAGCGGUAAACCUGUUUGCUAGCACAGUGCGCAUAUCACGGACGCCGAUUCUUGCGAGUGCAGCGGGAGACUGGUUCCUCGUCUCCUGUUUCAGCUAGCAGUUAGCUUGUCUGUUAUUAUGUUAGCAUAAAAACGGGAAAACACACGUUCAAUAUAGUCUUUGCUGCUCCAGGCUACGUCACGACAAACGAGGAAGUGCGCGCGAGUGUCUUCUCUCGCUCCAGAGCAAGUCUUCUCUUCCGAUGAACCCACAGCGUCAGUGUCGUGAACACCAAAGGUCCCUGGUUCAGCGUGAGAUUAGACGCUACGAUGUCGUUCACGCCAAAAGCCAAGGGUGACGAGUGACAAGUGAAGGAGCUCUGAUCCACCAUGGGGAACACGGCGUCGAAGAGUGGCAGCAUGGAGGAACUGGUCAAGACAACUUUGUUCGAGAAGGAGCUCAGUGGGAUCACAUACAGGAUCCCUGCUCUCGUCUAUCUGAGGCACAGUCGCACCUUCCUCGCCUUUGCAGAGAAAAGAGCCUCCCCUCAGGAUCAGGAUGCCAAAAUUCUAGUGAUGAGAAGAGGGACGCUGAAAGAUGACGGAACUGUUCAGUGGUCCCCCAGUCAGGAGCUGUCAACAGCGCUCCUACCGAACCGCCGCACCAUGAACCCUUGCCCGGUGUAUGAGAAAAACAGCAAAAUGUUGUUUUUAUUCUUCGUCUGCGUGUGGGGAAACACCACAGAGAGGAGGCAGAUCCUCACAGGUAAGAACAAGGCCCGCCUCUGUUGUGUUAGCAGCAGUGAUGACGGGCAAACUUGGAGUCCAGCAAAAGACUUGACAGAGAGUGUGGUUGGCGAAACUAUCCACAAGUGGGCCACGUUCGCUGUGGGUCCAGGCCACGGUGUUCAGCUGGAGAACGGCAGGUUGAUCAUCCCCGCCUACGCCUACUACGUCCCUUACAGAUGCUGUUCCUACCCCAUUCCUUUCACAGUGUACCCACGUGCACUGUCCAUUUAUAGCGAGGACUUUGGACAGACGUGGCAUAUAGGUAAGAUGCUUCGAAAAAAGUCGUGUGAAUGCGAAAUGGCAGAGAUUAUAGACCACGAGGGCAGGAGUCAUCUUUACUGCAAUGCCCGUCACACCGGAGGUCACAGAUGCGAGGCCCUAAGCGAAAACAGCGGCUUGUAUUUCGACAAGCCCCACACGGCCCGAGAGCUCGUCGAACCACCUACGGGUUGUCAGGGCAGCAUCAUCGGCUUCCCCGCUCCAGAAUUUGUCCCGAACGACGACGCCGAAAGCAAAGCUUGCGGCACGUCCCUCUUGUCUCCCGACACACAAACCUGGCUCCUCUUCAUGCAUCCGACCAAAAAGUGUAGUAGAAGGGACAUGGGUGUGUAUUUGAACCGGUCCCCCCUGCACUCGUCGGGAUGGGACCGUCCCAGGAUUUUCCACAGGGGACCCAGCGGCUACUCGGACCUGGCCUACAACGGAGACAAGGAUCAGUUCUCGUGCCUGAUGGAGUGCGGGAAAGAGAGUGAACUUGAGCAGAUUGCCUUCAUGUCGUUUACCCUUAAUGAUGUCAUGCAGACAGGCGGUAAGAAAGGAAAGAAGAUGCAUUGAAUCGUGGUUGCUUUAUAUGUGUAUUACUUAACAGAGCUCCCUGACAUUCUCAUGCAACCUUAAAAUCCAAACUACCCCCCCACCCCCCACCCCACCCCACCCCGCCGCGCCGCCGCCGCCGCCACUGAAUAUGCUGUGCAGUAACAUCCGUCUGUGUUUACUGUUGUUCUACAUUCUGGAGAUGAUAAUGCAUGAGCCGUGUGUUUUGUUGUCUCCCUGUUUACAUGAAAACGUAAUUGAAGUCCUAAUAGUGUUGAUAUGCAACCAACUGUACAAGAGGAAGGAAAAAGGGGAGGGUGGUAGAUUUCGAAGCAUGCCGUGCCGGACUGUCAUUUUUUAAAAACAGACGAUGUGUGUAGCAUGUUUGCCGAGCACUUCAUACCCAACUCUGCAUCUUAUUAAAGUGUCAGUAUUCCUGAGCAGUGGAGAGAAGUUGCCUACCUCUUUUUAUUUUCAUAUGAAGAUCAUUCGCGGGCCUUGUAAAGUCGAGUGAAGAGUUUUCUCCAUGCUCAGUCUCUCCCUGAGAUCCAGUGUACUCUGAUUCACAUAUGCCUUCUACUCCGCUCUCUGAACUUCAGCUGUGCCGCUGUCGCCUGUCAGCGCACAAGCUUUUCUGUGGGUCACAGAAAAGAAACAUUUACUUCUUACUGGCCACAUCCAGCUAAUGAUCAAUGAAGAGACCAACUAAACUGUACCAGCUUGUAACACAGCUGGUUGGAGAUUGAUGGAGAGAGUUUAAGAACCUUCACCCAACGACUUCUGUCGACAGCAUUUCGGCGACUUUUGACCUUAAUUUUCCAGCAAUGUUUUCUUAUUCUUUUCCAGUUUUCCAGCACAUUUUGCAUGAUUUUCCAAACAAGCACUAUCGUAUCAUUAUUUAUCAAUUGCAGGAAUAUGACCAAGUACGAUCAGCUGGCUCUGGGAUGUCACAUGAACGCAUGUUACAACAUAUUACACUCUUUACAAAGUCGCUAGGAUUUUGCAAACAUACAAGACCUUGUAAUGAACAACUUUUAACAUCCGUCUUUGCCCGAUGUCGUGAGGCAAAAUGGCUCGAGGCGACUCCGUGCUAGUUUCAUUGUGUUUUUGUUGACUGUUGUGGAAAAGUGACAAAGCCUGCAUGAAACAUGUAUUUUAGUAGAAAAUAAAGGUAACCUGUGAUCAUCGGA
Molecule: messenger RNA, 2970 nt
Organism: Hippoglossus stenolepis (Pacific halibut)
Lineage: Eukaryota; Metazoa; Chordata; Actinopteri; Pleuronectiformes; Pleuronectidae
Gene: neu3.1
Product: sialidase 3 (membrane sialidase), tandem duplicate 1
Exons: 3
Coding region: 569-1801 (410 amino acids)
Biological process (GO): ganglioside catabolic process; oligosaccharide catabolic process
Cellular component (GO): lysosome; cytoplasm; membrane
Molecular function (GO): exo-alpha-sialidase activity
Source: RefSeq, a predicted model, not a curated record